CGCCCCCAGCCCCAAAUWGCUAGGUCCUACCUCGGGAGCCUCUUGAGUUUCGUAUUAGGCCACCAGGUUGGGUCGCCCCUUAAGGAGUCCUGGGCCCAUGCCAGCCUGUGUACACUCAGUGUGACCUCUGACCGCUGGUGUGAUCUUGGACCCAGCGAGGACCAGUCCCUGGCGUGGGCCGAAGGGACAGCCAUGGAGCUGGGCAGCUGCUUCAAGACCUACGAGGACUUCAAGGAGUGCUUCAGCGCCUACAAAAGGGAGAACAGGUGCUCCUUCAUUCUCAGGGACUGCGUCUCCGUCCGCUUCCACAACCUCAACCACGGCACCUCCAUCCGCGAGGACAUCCUAUAUGUGCAGGUGAAAUUUGUCUGUAUUCGGACCCAGUCAAACAGGAAGAGAACACGGGAGGCGAACAUGUGCCCAGCAUAUUUGCUCCUGAGGUACAACGAGAGACUAGAUAGACUAUUUAUCAGUGAACUUAACACCCACCACGUACACGUUGAUUCCAAAACCGCUAUUCCUGGAGGAGAUGCCGUUUACAAAUCUCAAAGGACACUGUGUCUGCAGAAACUCCAGCCUGUGCUGCCCACAUUCAAAAAGGACCUUGAUAAAGCUGAGAAGUCCCCAGUAGAACCAUCGUUUUAUCUAAAUGAUGUACAAGUGCCCUCAAAACCAGAGCAGGAAGGCAUCACUCCUUCUGAUCUGGCUAAGAUAGCAAAAGUGAUGAAAAACUUUCUUAAGGUAGAUAAGGGUUCCAUGGCUUCCUUCAGUGUGGGCACCAGCCGAGACUUGGACCGGCUGAGCUUCCAGAGCAGCAAGAUGAGUGACCUGUUCAUCCGAUUCCCAGAGAAUCUCUUGCUGCACCGGGUGGAGAAUACCCAGGGCCACAUCCUCUACGCUUUCUUGGUGGAGAACAAGGAACGAGAAGGUCGAGUGGUCCACUUUGCUGUGCUCAAGACUGAGACAGCCACCUCUGUCGCCAAGAUGCUGAGCAUCUUCACAGAGUUUAACUCUGAUUGGCCCAAGGUCAAGGUGGUCUUUGUGGACCCUUCAUUCCCUCACCGGCCCAUUCUGCAGGAGAUCUUCCCUGCUGCCCGCAUCCUUCUUUCCAUCUACCACACAACCCGGCUCUUGGAGAAGAAGUUACAUCGUAGUUCAGCAAAUCCAUCCUUUAAAAGACUCAUGAAGGAAGCCCUGCGGGAGGCUGUGUUUGUCACUUCUGAAGCCAGCCUUAAAAAUCUCUGUCAGAUGUCCCAAGCUCUGCUAGACGAGGAUCUCUUCAGCUUCCUACAGGCCCACUGGUUCUCCUGUGAACUGCUGUGGUACAUGCACGUAAGGAAGGGCCUGCAUGCGUGUAAUACCUACAUGGACAGCCUAGACAUAGUCACCAGCAAGGUGUCAAGCCUCUUUCGGGAACAGCAGUCCCUGCUAGACUGCAUCCUCCGUUUCGUGGAUUACAUAGACUUCUUCAAUACUAAGGGCUUGAAGAAUUUACCCACAGCUCCUCCCAAGUUAAAGAGAACUCGGCCUCCAAGCAUGCCACCAAAGGCCAAGAAGCCUUUUGGAAUCUGUGGAAGGAGCCUUAAUGGGCUCCCUGUGGAAGAGACGAAGCCAGACUCGAAGCAAGUUCAGUUGCAGCAGCAGCCCUCCCUGGGUGACAUGCUAGACACCUUAAACCAAAGUGGCUCUGAACUGGCCUAUAAGCUGUGCAACAAAGAGUGGGAGGUGGUGCAGAAUUCCACCCAUCUGGUGGGCAUGGCCGGACCCUCGGUGGAUGUUCAGCUGCUAGAGGACUCUCACCAAGUUAGCAAAGAUGGUUGUAGCUGCAGCUGUUCCUUUCAGCAAUGGUACCACCUGCCUUGCCGGCACAUUUUGGCGCUGCUACAUACCAGCCAGCAACCUGUGGGUGAAGCCAUGGUGUGCAGACGGUGGCAGAAGAAGUAUCAGCACCUCCUGGGGCCCAAUGGGGAGCUCCAGGACCGUGGUGUGAUCCCACACACAGACCAGCCUGAAAAGCAAGGUCGGAACGAUAUGAUUCAGGACCUAAGCAGAGAGCUGGCAAACUUGCUAAUGCAGACCGAGGGCCCAGAGCUGGAGGAGCGCUGUUCUACCCUGCGCAAGAUUGUGGACAUCUGGGCUGUCCCCUGUCAGCCUCCUGAGUCCAUUCAGCAGCCAGGAGACUUCAGGGACGUAGGCUGGCUCCCUUUCCUCUGGGGAAAACAUGAAGAAGGAGAGGGACUCCCUCCUGCUGAAGCCACAAUUCAGGAUUGAAUCACUUGCACUGGCACAAUUGGACCAAACCCCUC
Molecule: messenger RNA, 2306 nt
Organism: Urocitellus parryii (Arctic ground squirrel)
Lineage: Eukaryota; Metazoa; Chordata; Mammalia; Rodentia; Sciuridae
Gene: Zswim3
Product: zinc finger SWIM-type containing 3
Molecular function (GO): zinc ion binding
Source: RefSeq, a predicted model, not a curated record